CUAAUACAACAGAGACAUGCAAUAUUAACAGAGCAAGCCUGGGCUGAGAUCAUGGACUAAAACAGUUUACAAUUUCACCCAGUCCCAGUGAACAGGACAAACUGAGAGUUUACGCUGCAGUAUACGGGUCAGAGAGAGAGAGAGUGCGCACCGGCAUGCACACCUCAUAAGAGUUAAUCAGCUCUCAGCAGUCAUUAGCCGGAAAGAAUGCCACAUUCCCGCAGGAAACCGAGGGAAUGAAAAGGCUCCCCGCUGUCGGCAGGUUAUAAACGUCGGUCAAGGUCCGUCCUGCAGGAUGCUGGCUACCUUUGACCUACUGCUACCAGCAGUAAUCAGCUCAAAGCGGUGACUCUGCGACCAAAUCCUGCAACCGGUUUGUCACAUGACUGCGCUCAUCGGAGAAAUUAUUUCCGUGUUCUCAGGGAUCUCACUCAACUGAAUGAAAUCCUGACUGGUGUUUUUUUUUUUUUCCUGCCCUGCUUCCUGCACCGAGCUGCCAUUGGAACGCGUCGCCGAGCUGGGGGGUACUUCGGGGAAGGGGACCCGCUCAUUUCACCGCAAAGACGCGAGCCGCAGCAAUAACAUGCUCACACGGGUGAAAUCUGCGGUGGCCAGUUUCAUGGGAGGCAUAAUGGCUGGCGGUUCCAAUGGAGACAACUUCAGCGGUUCCGACCUGCCGCUGAAAUUUCCUUACAUGAGACCGGAGUUUCUGGGGCUGUCACAGGACGAGAUAGAGUGCUCCGCGGAUCACAUCGCGCGGCCGAUUCUCAUUCUGAAGGAGACGAAGAGAUUGCCUUGGGCUACUGGCUAUGCAGAGGUGAUCAACGCGGGGAAGAGCACUCUGAACGAGGACCAGGCCUGCUGCGAGGUGGUGCUGGUGAAGAGGAAGGCGGGCGGCUCCACCCCCGGCAAAACGCCCACAACCAAGAGGAGGUCCUCCCUGCCCAACGGGGAGGGCCUGGGCCUGCGGGAGAGCUCGGACUCUGACGGGCUGGCCUUCCAUUACUGGGCCCUGUUUGACGGGCACGCGGGCUCUGGCGCGGCGGUGGUGGCCUCCAAGCUGCUGCAGCACCACAUCGUGGAGCAGCUCCAGGACGUUCUGGACGUCCUGCGCAACUCUGCCCUCCUGCCCCCCACCUGCCUGGGGGAGGAGCCCAACAGCAGCAGCACGCCCGCCUCCCACCGCGCCCUCACCCGCGCCGCCUCCCUCCGGGGGGCCGCGGGGGCCCCCGGCUCGCCCGGCACGCCCCCCCCGACCCGCUUCUUCACCGAGAAGAAGGUGGAGCACGAGAGCCUAGUGAUUGGGGCCAUAGAGAACGCCUUCAAGGAGAUGGAUGCGCAGAUCGAGCGGGAGAAGGCCGUGUACAGCAUCUCCGGGGGCUGCACGGCGCUGGUGGUGGUCUUCCUCCUGGGGAAGCUGUACGUGGGCAACGCCGGGGACAGCAGAGCCAUAAUCAUUCGGAACGGGGAAGUGAUCCCCAUGUCCUCAGAGUUCACCCCGGAGUCCGAACGCCAGAGGCUGCAGUUUCUGGGCUUCAUGCAGCCACACCUGCUGGGGAACGAGUUCACGCACCUGGAGUUCCCCAGGAGGGUGCAGAGGAAGGAGGUGGGGAAGAGGAUGCUGUACCGGGACUUCACCAUGAGCGGCUGGGCGUAUAAAACCAUAGAGGACGAGGACCUGAAGUUUCCUCUGAUAUACGGGGAAGGGAAGAAGGCGCGCGUCAUGGCGACCAUCGGCGUCACGCGCGGCCUCGGGGACCACGACCUGAAGGUGCACGACUCCAACAUCUACAUCAAGCCCUUCCUCUCCUGCUGCCCGGAGGUGAAGGUGUACCCGCUGACGCAGUACGAGCACGGGGCCGACGACGUCCUGGUGAUGGGGACCGACGGCCUGUGGGACGUGCUGUCCAAUGAGGAGGUGUCCGAGGCUGUGGCCGGCUUCCUGGCCAACUGUGACCCGGACGACCUGCACAGGUACACCAUGGCGGCUCAGGACCUGGUGAUGAGGGCCCGGGGGGUGCUGAAGGACAGGGGCUGGCGCAUCUCCAACGACAGGCUGGGCUCCGGGGACGACAUCUCCGUCUACAUCAUCCCCCUGCUGUACGGCAACCGGCAGCCGUAGCCGGAGAGCAGGCUGAGCGGCGGGGAGACGUCCGUCCCCCCCCCCACACCCCCAACCCAAAACCGUCCCUCUCCCUCUGCCCCCCACUGUACUGUACUGUACUGUAAGUGAUGAUGAUCAUGGAAAAUCGACAGACCUGACACCCCCCAACCCAAGCGCCUCCCCCCCACCCCCAGCCCGUCACAGGACCACAGUGUUUGAAGACAAACCCCCCCCACCACCACCUUGUGCAGUGCAACGAAGGAAGUUCUCAGGAUCUUCAACGCCACCUUUGUCAUGUGACCCUGGAUUGACAAGUUGCCCCGGGAUACCCUGUAGAUCCCCCCCCCCACAUUGAAAUGCUGCAGAAAGCCCCUUAUGACUGAAAGGGGAAGUCAUCUCCAGCCAGGGUGUGCCAUACAGACAAUCCCUGCAGCUCUGCAGCUCUCUCUGUGGAUGAUUCACAGUUACGACAAAAUUCCUUUGCGGACGGGGGGAGGGCCGGGGAGAGAGGGGUUGGGGGAUUGUAGAGGGGGGUUGGGGGUUGGGGGUGUGUGUUGCUGGGGCAGUGGCAUGAAAUACAGGGGACUGGGCUGGGAAUAAGAGCAAAGUGCAAUGGUUUACAAUUUUCUUCUUUUGAUACUUGCUGUUCAGUUUGGUGUAUAAUUUUCUUUUUUUUAAUUUAACUUUUUACGUGUGUAACAAAAAAAAAAAAAAGUCUAUGAAAAAGGACCAGUGUUUAAUUCCCCCUGUUUUGCUUAUUGGCUGUACAGUGUAUAUACUGAGAGAUCGUAUGUGGUUAAAGGUGAUUCCUCCGCUCAAA
Messenger RNA from Anguilla rostrata (American eel), 2924 nucleotides. RefSeq names its product protein phosphatase, Mg2+/Mn2+ dependent, 1H (gene ppm1h). Lineage: Eukaryota; Metazoa; Chordata; Actinopteri; Anguilliformes; Anguillidae. The record is from RefSeq and is a predicted model, not a curated record. Gene Ontology annotation, molecular function: protein serine/threonine phosphatase activity. The transcript is spliced from 10 exons. Gene Ontology annotation, biological process: protein dephosphorylation. The coding region runs from base 584 to 2122 and encodes 512 amino acids.